This is a messenger RNA of Monomorium pharaonis (pharaoh ant), 2740 nucleotides long. Its product is annotated as transposable element Tcb2 transposase. The record is from RefSeq and is a predicted model, not a curated record. Gene Ontology annotation, biological process: DNA transposition; DNA integration. Bases 1092 to 2114 code for a protein of 340 amino acids. Gene Ontology annotation, molecular function: DNA binding. The transcript has a single exon. Lineage: Eukaryota; Metazoa; Arthropoda; Insecta; Hymenoptera; Formicidae.
UACAUUAAUUAUUUAUUUUACUAAUUAAAAAUUAUUAAUAAUACGUCAUAUCGUGUUAAAUUUUUGCUAUAUUUUUGCGAUUACUUGUGACGACAGCUUGAUGCUCGAUUUCUGCUAUGUUUUUGCCGUCACAACCGAUAAAGCAGAUCGCGUUCUAUAUCUGCUGCGUUUUCGCCGGCAUGUCAUGAUGGCAGGCUCUGUUCGAUUUCUGCUGCAAUUUUGCUGUCAGUACUUCAUGUGACACAUCGUGCUGUAUCUUCGCCGCGUUUCUGGUGUCGCAGCGUGAUAGCAUUUCAUGCUUCGUUUUUGCUGUCUUUCUGCGUUUAGAGUUUAAUUUGUCAGAUUGUGUUCGAUAUUUACUAUGAAUUUACUGUCAUGUUAUGGUAGCAGAUAAUAUUCGAUUUUUGCUGUAUUUCUAUCAAUAUUUUAUGUUGAUAAUCUGUGCUGUUAGAAACUAAGCUUAAUGAGGAAGCAGCAGAUUGAAAUCUGCUGCGAUAUCAUGUUCGAGUUUGCUGGCAUAUUGCCGGCAAGCUGCUUGCUGGGAUAGUUCUGUAUUACACCGUACAUCCAUUGCAUAUGAAAUAUUACAAGGAAAAUAUCCAUUGCAGAUCGAAAGUAUAUACACAUGUACAUGAUUCGUAUAUUACAUAUAUAUACAUGAUGUAUGUCCAUUUACAAUUUAUUGCAUAUACAUAACAUGAACAUAGAAUGAACAUAAUACAUACAUAAUAUUAUACAUAUGUCCAUAGUAUAUACAGUGGCGAGCAUAUAAAUAGGGAAAUAUAGUUAACAUUAUUUGAUUAUGUAUACAUCGACUUUUGAAAAUAUAAUCUUGGUAAACUUUGUUAUUAAUGUGAAGGACAGACUUUCAAGAACAGACUGUUACAUGUAAACAUUGUAUUUAUCUCUGCUUCAUUGUCCCUGUUAGUCAAUAACGCGCCAGUUGUCGAUUCGAUACGAUCAUAUAAAUAGGGAAAUCGUAUUCUUACACGAAUAACUUUAUAAUUUCGGUAAGUUUUGUUCAUAUAAACGUUUCUGUGUACUUAUUUGAUUAUAAUAAGUGAUAUAUUGUAAUAUGUGAUACUAUAGGAAUGGGACGGGGCAAACACAUAACAGCAGAACAGCGCCGAGAAAUUUGUCGCUUAAGAGAGCAAAACAUGACGCUAUCUGCAAUAUCUAAACGUUUAAAUAUCUCAAUUAAUGCUUGUCAUCAAGCUUUGAAACACGUCAAACAUUACGAUAAUAUUUCUAACAAACCUCGUAUUCCCAGACCUCGAAAAACUACAAUUCGUAUUGACCGAAUGAUACACCGCCUUUCUGAGAAAGAUCGUUUCAAGACUGCUGUUGAUAUUCAUGCCGAAAUUUCGGCACAAGAAAACUUGAAUAUAAGUGUGCACACAAUACGACGUCGGUUGACAGAGUUUGGAUUGAGAGGACGCGUUGCAAGGAAAAAACCUCUAAUAAGUAAAAAAAAUCGCAAGGCUAGAUUAUUGUUUGCGAAAGAACAUAUCCAUUGGACACGCGAACAAUGGGCAAAAGUCAUUUUUACUGAUGAAUCCAAAUUUAAUCGCUUUGGCUCCGAUGGUAAAACGUAUGUUCGACGUCGUAUAGGUGAAGAAUUCAAAGAAAAGUGUCUGAAAUCAACAGUAAAAGGAAGUGGUGGUUCUGUGAUGGUGUGGGCUGGGAUGAGUUUGAUUGAUCCUGGGCCUAUUUGCUGUAUCAAUGGAAUUAUGGACCGCCAUGUUUACGUUGAUAUUCUGGAAAAGAAUUUGCUUCCUUACGCUGCUGUGCAUCUUCCCCAAGAUUGGAUAUUACAAGCGGACAACGAUCCAAAACACACAUCAAAAAAAGCUAGAGAAUUUCUUAAGGACAAUAAUGUGAAUGUUAUGACAUGGCCAGCUCAGUCCCCAGAUCUCAAUCCCAUAGAGACACUUUGGAAUGAUGUGGAAAAAGUGAUCAAAGAAAAGAAACCAUCAAAUCUCAAUGCAAUGUAUGAAAUUAUUCACGAAGGUUGGCGUAACAUUAGUAUUGAUCGAUGCGUUCGGCUCAUUGAUUCAAUGCCACGAAGAUGUCAAGAAGUGAUCAGAAACAAAGGAGGGCCGACAAAAUAUUAAUUCAUAGUCAAAAAUAAUUUGUUUUUUUGAUAUUACCAAUUUAUUAUUAAAAAUUCCUUAUUUAUGUGCUCGGAGAAAUAAGGAUUAAAUUUAAAUAAUAUUUUUUUUACUUAAUAUAAAACGGACUAUUUAGUUUAAUUUAUGUUGUAAUACAUUUCGUAAUGUACAACUGAAUAAUAAAAUUAAUAGUUUUUUAGUUGUCUCAGGAUUAAUUAGUCUACUGCAAAAAUUACUUUCGUCAAUUGUAUUUCCCUAUUUAUACGCUCGCCACUGUAUAUAACAUGUAUAUAUAUAGAAUAUACAUGAUGUCAUAAUACAAAUUUGUGGGGGAUUGUGUGUUGCGUGCGGUACUGUACUCGAGGUACGGUAGCUAAUAAAAAUGAGAUUCGAGAUCUGAUUUCGGAAUUGCAAGUGACCUCCUUAUAUAUGCAAGAGAGAAUCACUUGACUCCGAAGAAAGGGCUAAGUUGCAUCGUCUAGCGGUGAUUGCGAGAAUUAUUCCUUACGCGUGAGCAUGCAAGUUCAUGUUAUAGAGGAAAAAUAUCUUGCAUAUGAAAUGUACAUACAUUUAACAUUGUGCGCUGUAUAUACAUACUAAAUACAUUAAUGAAUGUACAUAUUAUGUAC